GAGUUGAUUUCAGUGGAUCAUGGAGCAGUGCUGUGCUCGCGGUGUGUCGGAGUCUCCUGCCCGCACAGACGCGCUUCUAACUCGGUUCUUCGUGGUUCGGAGCGCCGCUGAAAGGAACUAAAGCUGGAGGAUCGUUACCGAUGGCUGAUCCUCUGCGGAGGACAAUUCUAGCCAAACUCAGGGGCAAGAAAGCCAAAGGGAAAGACGCGAGCACCGCAAGCCGGCCGAGAGAAGGUAAAGAAAAAGAGAGAGAUUAUAUUUCCAAUCACACUGUUAACGGGAUCCGGAUGGCGGAUCCGGUGGCCGGUGUCGGAUGUGGUGCGGUCGUGCGGGUAAACAGCGGCCGGGCGGACGUGCACAGAAGCGGGGGCUCGGGCCCCGGGGGUCCCGCAGGGGUCUCGGAUCAAAGCGCAGUCACGGAGAUGAAGCGCUUCCACACGCAGCGGGUCCGCGGAGACUCGAUCGGCUUCGGAAACUGCGAACACGUCCAUUUGAAACCCAGCAGAGAGGCUUUAAAUGUAACAGAUGGACAAGAUGUAAAGACGAAAGAAACAAAUGUUACAUUACUCGAGCAAAAGGCGGGUUUCAUCGUGACCAGUGACUUUGAAGAUCAUGUCAGGGGCCAACAACCGAACGGGGCCCCUCGCGUGUUUGAUUAUAUAGACGGAAAUAUCCACGAUAACGAUUUGAUUCAGGUUAUAGAGAGUUCACUUGAGUAUCAUGGAGAUUUAAGGAUGAAUACGUUACGAAGUCCGACCUUUUUCCCCACUGAGCUGGAAAUUACCGUGGCCCCUGGGCUGAGAGACGGGGCCCCUCGACACCACUCUGUCGACAGUGAGGACGACGACUAUUAUGAUAACCAAAUUCUGCCCUUUUAUGAGUCUUACGCUCAAAAUCAGAUGAACGACAAACAUCCGUUAACAGUUCAAACGUUAGGGUCAGGAUGUAAUGAAAUCGCACAAGAAACCGACAGACUGAAGACACAACUAAAAGAGGCGUAUUAUUUGUUAAUAAAUACCAUGCACGACGGUCAGGUUGAAGAUAACGGGUUUGUAGAUCAAGCCAGUAGUUCUAGCGACUCCCACGAUAGCGUUAGCUCACGGUCCACAACCAAAAACACAGGCAGCGAUGCGUGUUUGUCCGAGGAACGGAGCGGUCAGCAGGCUUUUGACUCUGAAUUGGCCGAUUUUACAUUUUCUGGACGCUACGGGGAGGGUUUCACAUUGUCUUUACAGAGCAGGAGCUUGCAAAACAUUCCCGCCGUGAGGGCCAAACUCCAGAGGUCUACGAGCGAUAGUAGGGUCAAAUAUUUGAGUUGCGAGGAACACCUGCGGCAUGGGGUUUCAGGGGACGCCGUGCCUUCAGGCAAGGAUGCAAUGGUCUGCAAUGCUCCUCUUAGUAAGGAGUUGGCCAUCGACCCUACAGCGCCUUCGGACGAUGUCCCAGAGCCAACCAGACAUCAGUCCUGCAAUGACGCCGCUGUAGCCAAGCAUCCCGGCGUCACCGUCAACAAGAUGCAGGAGUGGAUGUUGAAGGGUCGCGUGCUUUCUUCUGAGAUGAAGCAGAGGAUUGCGGGUUCUUUGCUGAGAGCCAGUCACGGCAUCCAGACUAGACCUACAACCGGCGCCCAUGCCAACGGUCCACAAGCAAGCAAAUAUGCAGUCACAGGAGCACAGCUGCAGUCAGCGCCAAUGGAGUGCAUCCCUGGGUCGUCCUGCGUAGCUCAACGGGGCCCCUGCACACGUCAGACCCCCUUCAACCACAUCACUGUCUCCAAGAAACGCAACUGGCUGCAUCAAAGCUGCGCCCACCCUCUCCUGCACCCUGAGGACAUAACAGCGCCCCCUGCAGCGGAGCAGGAUCAUAUACACUCACAAACUCACCCUCCAUCCAGUGCAAGCCUGCCUAAGGAAGCACAACCUCGGUCCCGGCGCCUCCCAUUACCCGGGGCCAGUGUGAAACCCAGUCGAAACUCAUCCCAAACGCCCCGUCGCCCAGAUCCAGCUGAGGAGAACGAUGCAGACGACGAAGGAGAGAUCUGGUACAACCCCAUUCCUGAGGAUGAGGAGGGUGGCGUUCCUCACUGUGUCCUCGCCAUCAGGGGGGCCCAAACGAAGGGGAGUGUAGGGGCGACAGAGGGGUGUAUAGGCGGUGAGGGGGGCUGCAAAGAGAUGGCACAGUCAAGUGUUUUGCAUUCCAGUGAAACCUUCCAGCUGCACAGACAGAUGUUUGCGUGCAAGACACAAGAGGAGAGCCUCAUUAUCAAAGCGACAGAUGCGUCAGAGCAGUCCACUGGUGGUCUGUCUCCCUCCUCUAGUCCAAACCCGGCUAAAAGAAGCAACGCUAUGAACUGGUCUCUUCCCGAUAAAAUCAAGUCACCGCGGACUGUCCGAAAACUCUCCAUGAAGAUGAAGAAAUUGCCCGAUCUCAGUCGGAAGCUUAGCGUUAAAGGGAACCUCGCUAGCAGUGCGGCAGGCAGUAACAGCCAGUCAGAGCCUAAAGCCAGUAGGAUGCCAGAACUGGGGCAUUCCCAGUCCCGAUGGUCGCCAGCAGGUGUAGCGACUGCAUUGGCGAGCGGUAACGUGAUUUGGCGGUACCAUUUGGACAGCAGCGUUUCAACACGACACAACUGUGAUAAGAGACGGAGCAACAGUGGCGGUGUUCCCAAAUCGGCCAGUAAGGGAGGUUACCUCAGCGACGGGGACUCACCCGAACUUGUGGCGAAGUCAGGCAAUCAUGGAACGUCAGAAAGAAAGAACACCAAAGCUCGGGAACGGGAUCCUAACGGGAACGGCGGAAGCCAGAAGCUUCCCGGCACGGAGCUGGAUAUCGAUGCCUUCCGGUCGUACAGUUUCUCCGAUCAGCCGAAGUGUCUAACAUAUAUCUCUGGACUUAUGAGUCUGCACUUUUAUGGCGCAGAGGACCUGAAACCUCUGCGGGUCGAUUCCCGUGAUGUCUACUGCGCCAUCCAAGUGGAUUCCGUCAAUAAGGCCCGAACGGCGCUUUUGACGUGUCGCACGGCCUUCUUGGACAUGGACCACACCUUCAACAUCGAUUUGGAGAAUGCUCAGCACCUUAAACUCGUUGUGUUUAGCUGGGAGUCGAUGCCGCGGCGAAACCGCGUGUGCUGCCAUGGAACUGUAGUUCUGCCUGUGCUGUUCCGCGUGAGGAAGACACACCAGCUCGCGGUCCGUCUGGAGCCACGCGGAAUGAUCUAUGUGAAGUUGAGCCUGAUGGAGCAGAGGCAAAACUCUCUGGAUGGCCAAGACGGUGACCACGUGUCGCAGGUGUUCGGCGUGGAGGCUCGGCGCGUGGUCGAAUGGGAGGCGUCUGGACUGAUGGUUCCGCUGCUCAUCGAGAAGUGUAUCGCUGAGAUCGAGAGGAGGGGCUGCCAGGUGGUGGGUCUGUAUCGUCUGUGCGGUUCGGCAGCAGUGAAGAAGGAACUGCGAGAAGCGUUUGAGAGAGACAGUCACACUGUCGAGUUGUCGGAAAACAACUACCCAGAUAUUAACGUCAUUACAGGUGUGUUGAAGGACUAUCUCCGAGAGCUUCCUCAUCCACUCAUUACUAAAGAGCUUUACGAGUCGGUUCUGGAUUCCAUGGCAAAAAGGCCACUGCAGAUCGGAACCGCCGGCUGUGAGAACGACCUGGCCGACUCUAAACACGCCGUCAGCUUGCUGGAGAUUCUGCCCGAGGUUGAGAAGGUGACCUUACGGAAGCUUCUGGAUCAUCUGAAACGUGUGGCGUCUCAUCAUGAGGUGAAUAAAAUGACGUGUCAGAACCUUGCGGUGUGUUUUGGUCCAGUUCUGCUCAGUCAGCGACAGGAUGCGUCCUCUCAUGGGAACCGGGUGUUUAUUGACUCAGAGGAGCUGGCCAGUGCUCUACACUUCAAAAAACACAUCGAGGUGCUUCAUUACCUGCUGCAGCUCUGGCCAGUUGUGGAUGCUCAGGAUAAGUCUUCAUCUCCAUCACCUGCCCCAGUGGAGUCGCUCCCAGUGUUCCCAGUGGUGACGGCUGCCAUGAGACGAAGGAAGGAGCGCCCACAGGUUCUGAAUCUAACUGAUGCAGAAAUGGUUGGAGUUUUACGACCUAGAACCGGGCGCCUGGACAGUCCCAGUAACCGCUACGCCGGCGACUGGAGCGGCUGCCGGGAGCCAUACCUCCAACUGAGCUGCCCGGAGGAGGCUGACUAUGAUGAUGUUCCCAGUGAAGAGCCUCCGAAUUCAGGAAAGGAGGACUUGUCGAAGGGUAAUGAAGAUGUGGUCUCUCAACAAGAGCUGCCUGAGGUGAACGAGGUAACGGAGGUAUUUGAGAAAAUGCAGAUAGAGGAGGAAGAGGAGGAGGAAGAGAGCGAAGGAGAGGAGGGAGGAGGUUUGGACAGGCUACAAGUAGAGGAACCCCUCCCCAUCAGCAGGUGUGAUCAGAUCCUACCAGAUCACGAAGAGCAUCGACUGAAAGAGCAUACCUACCAAGCCUACAUGAAAAUCCAGGAGAUCAGCCCGGUACUGAGCAACAGGGUCAACCUGCGGGACCUGCAGGAGAGCAUUGACACUCUCAUCGGCAACCUAGAGAGAGAACUCAACAAGAACAAGCUAAACGUUGGGUACUGACAUUGGGCAACUUAACUAGUCCGGCUCAGCCUGAAAGAUCUGCAGGAGGGCAUCAAGAUGCUCUCUGGUAACCUGGGAAGGGAACUCAACAAGAACAAGCUCUUUACCAGACAGUCGAAAUAGUGGAAAUAUGGUGUUUCCUUGGAGAAAUGAGUGCUAUGGUCUAUCACUGUAGACAUUCACCAAGACAUUCCUUAAUUCUGAUUGUUUUCAUUUGUCUCCUGGUCUCCAUUUUGUUGAUCUCAUUGUAUUUCUUCUUGUUAGAAGAACCCAUUGAACCCUUGAGGGGUGCAACAGGUGCCUUCAUUGUGUUAAGGUGGUGCUGACGGCAUUGAGAGCUUUUUAAUUUCUACAUUGGUACAAUUUGUUACGAUGUAAACCAAUGCACUUACGAGGCCUGUUGUCAGAGGCAUGGCUGGGAGUUCAGGUACAAACAGGUGUGAAGCCUUACUGGGGGUGAACUAGGUACUACACAUGCAUUCUAGGUCCUGAACCUACACCUUUUCAGAAGCUAUUCAAAACGGUUCCUGAAGGUCUAGAUUCUUGUAGAAUUGAAAUUAAACUAAUCAAGGUGUUGGGGUUCACUUCAAAGUUGAGCAGUGUUUGAACUACAUAUUGCUUGAAGAGACAUCACCAGGAGAAGAACUGAGCACUCCUACCCUAAACUCUAUGCCCUAAACCAUAAAUUCUGCCAUUUAUGGCCUAAACCCUUAAUGUCCUACACACUAUGUCCAACUCCCUACACGCAGAACCCUAUACCCUAAACCCAAACUUUGAUCUCUGCAAUCUACACCCUACCAGAGGGUGCUCAGACCUGUUCUUGGGGAUCUAGAUUUUUGCAGAAUUGAGUUCAAACUAGUAAAGGUCUUUGGGUUCACUUGAAAGUUGAACAGAGUUUGAACUAGAUUCUGCUUGAAGAUACAUCACCAGGAGUAGAGUUAAGUACUCCUACCCCACAUUCUACGCUCUACGCCCUAAACCCUACAUGUAACAACCUAAACCCUACAUGUAACAACCUAAACCCUACACCUACAUUCUGAACCUGGAGCAAGGUGUAGGGUUGCUCCAGGUUCAGAGUGUAGCAGGGUGUUAACCCUAGACCCUAACCUUUACCCUAAUCCUUGCCCUACCUUAACCCCUAAACCCUACACCCUUUCCCUCAGGGAGCAACUCGUGCUGCUGGUCUAUAGGAUGGAAUGAGAAUGUGGUUUAAUGAGAUUAAAACAGAGAAAAUAUGAGUUCCUUUGAAAAAUGCUUCAAACUUCCCCCUAAACAAGCUAUGGACAGGUGAAUAUAAAUAUUCUUGUAAUAAUGUAGUAAUUUGUAAAGGACAAAUUUAAUAAUAGUUAAGCAGCGCUUUAAAAUUUUUUUAAAGAUUAAGGAAUUAAAAAAAAAAAAAAAAGUAAAAUCAAUUAAGCUUAUUUGGCUCUUGAAAGCGCUCCACCAAACACAAACACGCCUGUCUCGGAAAGGACAUAAAUGAACAACAACAUCAAUAGUCUAAAGGCUGGGGUAUACUUUUCCGCAUGCCGUUUGCUUCAGCCUUUCAAAGUAUACUCUUUUGACCGCGCACAGACACGUUCGGGCUUAUGGAUGUAUUUGCCGCAUGCACACUAAACUGCUUUGUGACACACUUUUAACACAGUCAACGGCAGGCGCAUUUCCAGACAAUGCACGCAGACGUGUACCUUCCGCAUGCCUAGAAAAACUGAGCUGCUUGUGGACAGUCUAAUGAGGAAGUUUGCAGCAUGCGCACUUUGCGUGAGACUUAGCGGCACGCGGAAAACUGAUAUACUUUGGCCUUAAGAUACCAAGCAUUGUUAUGCAUCCUAGCAACAGAUACCAUGCUAACAGUAAUGUCCCUCUUUUGAUCAUUAAAUUUGUAAGUGCAUCAUUUUUCAGCAGUCCGGGGAUACAAACUAAUCAGUAUUUGACAGACACACGUAUGUAUGUAUGAAUAUAGUCAGAAUAUGUUGUAUUUCAAUUCGUACACUUCAGUUUGUGCAUAUUUAUGCAUAGCUAACUUAGUAGUAUUUGGCCUGUAGAUCAGCCUGUUAUAUUAUUACAUAGAUUGAACAAAAAAUAUACAUAUAUAUAUAAAUUCAAUCUAUGUAAUAAUAUAACCCACAGUCACAGAACGAGGGGAUUUUGGGUCAAUUUAUGGUCACGAAAGUGCAUUGAGGAUUGCACGGUCAAAAGCUUUAUGGUCAAAACAAAAGUGUUUCUCAGUGUCUCCUAAUGCAGGAUGUAUUUAUGCUUGUAGAUAGAGAUUAUUUUAAAGUUGGUUAUUUUUUCCAUUUGGCAGCUGCUCACAUUUAUGGCAUGGUUGUAAAUUUGCAGUUACGGUACUUGUGAAUAUAAGACUAUGAGUCUUUACAUAAGCUGUCCAGUUUCUGAUUGUGUUUUUAGCCUGAUGAUAAUCACCACAGCUAUAAUAAAGAAAUAUGGACUACAAUCUCAUCUUAAAAGGUCUAAAUAAAGAUUUUUGAGGAUUUAUUACAGCUGUAACAGCUUAAACUUAAUAACUAACUUGGGUUAAAAUGGAAAAACGAAAUUGUUUUCUCAGUAUUUUUCCCACACUGAUAAAACUGGUCGACUACAGGUUUGUUUUGUUUACCAUGGUCUCAGUUUCGUCAGUCUUAAAGGGGCAGUCACACUAGAAUGCAUAUGGGCAACACGAUAUGAGGUUACUCUCCAGGGCUUCUGUUUUAAACAAAUUAUGAAUAAUUAAUAAUAUUAAAUUCAGAAUGUUAAAAUAUGCAUUUAAUCCAGUUUUCCAUGACAAUGCAAAACAUGCAGUGUCUUUUCUUAUCUGAACUUUGCAUUCUUUUAAAACAGAACUGAUGUGAAACCACCAAAAUGAGUCUUUCAGAUAAUAAAUUGGACAUCAGGUUUUCUCUGUUUUAAAAGUUAAGCCUUUUUGAUAUGCUGUAUGCACGAUUAGAUGGUUGCAUUUUAUUUAAACACACAAGAGACAGAUUUUAAGUCAUAACCCACCAUUUGAGAACCACUGAUCUACUGGUCAAAUAUGUUUUUGCUAUGUCAAAUUCAAAGGUCAGAGUUCAACAAACUUAGUUUGUUGUAUAGUAAUAACGAAAUGACACAAAGUCUAGUGUGACCGCAUCAUUAAGAGUAUUUGAUGAAAGUUUCUUUAAAAGUCUGAUUUGGGAUCAGAUACCCUCACUACACGUCUGACCUCUGUCGUAUAGAGAUCAGGGACAGGACUGAUCCACGAUCAGUUAGAAGGAAACUUCUUACGAUGGAUAUAAAGAUGUGAGCUGCUUAUUGAGAAAACAUUCCCCUCUUUGUUUGCUUGAUGAAAGUUUGACUAAAGCAGAUAUUCUUUGUACUGAUAUUGAGAAGUAUAUGGUGACAUUAAAGUUUAUGUUU
Myxocyprinus asiaticus (Chinese sucker) is the source of this 8000-nucleotide messenger RNA. RefSeq names its product synapse defective 1, Rho GTPase, homolog 2 (C. elegans) (gene syde2). Lineage: Eukaryota; Metazoa; Chordata; Actinopteri; Cypriniformes; Catostomidae. Gene Ontology annotation, biological process: signal transduction. The record is from RefSeq and is a predicted model, not a curated record. The coding region runs from base 141 to 4610 and encodes 1489 amino acids. The transcript has 7 exons.